AUCAACAAGCGGCAGAACGUUUGCGUUUUUGCAAAUAUUAGCAAAAAUCAUUUUACUUUAAAUUUUUAUGUCUUUUAUUUAGCUUCUUUCUUUCCAAACGUUUUUACUAUAUUUUAGAAUUUUUUCAUCCCCCUUCAGUGAUUGGAAAUGUACAGAAUUGCAGUUUUAUGACAGAUGUUAAAGUGUUAGUACGCGCCAGUUUACCAAGAUCAUUACAACAAAUUAACGAUAAUGGAGAAAUCUCUUGUCAGCUCCAGUGCAAUGGCCUCUACCAGUGAUGCAAAAGACGACCAAGUCCAACAAGUGUCGACAACAGCAAACACAUCAGAGAAUCUCUUUCCGGAGAGUCCAGUGUAUGAGCCAGAGGAUGAAGUUUACCUCAUAAAAGAUGACUCCAUAAAAAACACCAGUGUUGCAGAAGCAGAAGCAAAAGGUGACUCCAUAACUCCUGUUAAGCGUAAACUAUCGGAAGACAGUUCUGAUAGCAAUGCGAAAAUUCAAAAAAUUGACUUAACCGAUAAUGAAGCCGCUGAAGGGCCAGCCUCUUGGGCUGACUCUCAAUCUUUGGAUGAUGAAGUUUCUAGUAUAACCAGUGUAGCUAAGAGGAAAUUAGAAGACGAAUUACCAUCAACAUCUCGCGUUCGCACCCCUGUCCGCUCUAGCCCCAGAAAAGUAUUAAAACGUAGUAACAGUGCUGAUGUGGCUACCCCGAAAACACCAAAAACGCCAAAAUCGCGUUCUGUCAGUGUUGACAUAAGCAAAAAUCGUAAAACACCAAGAAAAGGCCAACUUGACUUUGUCAAGAAGGAUGAAGACAGUCAAACUAGAAAUACUGACAGUCCGAGCCGCCCGAGUGUGGAAUUUGUGAGAGAAAUACUACCAGCCAAAAUUCCAGAAACUAUCGCCGAGGAGAGUAUAUCGGAACCGCUUAAUGACUCCCAGAACAUCUGCUUAGCUCUUUCACCAACACCUGAAGAUGAAGAGGAUAGUUCAAAGGCGAAAAUUACCAACUAUAGUAGUGAACCCACAGUGGUAAAGGAUAGAGAUGAAGUUAUUGGUCCCAGUGAGAUCAAAAAAGCUAAAAGUGACAGCUAUGUGUUCUCAGACGCGAAUAGUACAAAUUCAAUAGGAAAAGAGUUAAAUAAAGGUAAAACUACCGAUCAAGAGAGUACAGACAGUAUAAGUUCUGUAGGCUUAGAUAGCCCUGAACUUAUUGUGCCAACUGUUACAUCGAAAUUGAUAUCCAAAUUAUCCAAUGGCAAUUCAUCUACGCCAACCGAACUGGCCAGUGCUAAAAAUGGUACAUCAGAUAACAUCACACCUGAUAUCGCAAUGUUGAACGGCAAUAAAGUAAAGCGAGGGAAAAAUGAGUCAUUCCGGGCUAGCAAUACUACAACGCCAUCGACUAUAUCACCUUUACAGAAUGGACAUUCGAUACCAAUCAGUACUCCACAAAUACCAGUUUUCGAUAUCCACGUCGCACACAAUGACGAUUGCGAGUUUCUGUCGCUGUAUGUCGUACGAACAGAUAACGAUGUAGGGAUGGACAUGUGCAAGGAAUAUCAGCGGAUAUCAAAACGUUUCACUAUCGAUCCCUAUUUAGGUGAUGUGUCCGUUAGCACUUCACCAUCAAGCGUAACAAGCGGAGGAAUGUUGAAUCUUCAAAACAGGACAUCAUUUGCAUCAACAGUCAGUUCUACUUCCACAUCCAGCAACCGCACAAGCGAUGGAGCAUUUGUUGUACCUCAACCACCUCGAAAAUCGGUGUCCAAUCCAUCAACAUCGGUCAAGGGUUUUGAUGGACUGAUGAAAAAACUCCAAGAGAUAUUCUCGCACAUCAGAGAGGCCUCCAUUGAAGAUAGCAAUCGUUCUUUGAAUGAAGAAAAAGUGUCAGUUGGAAUACAAACAUCCGACUUGCUAAGUAACGGCAGUGCUAGUCCUGAAGAAGUUGGGAAAUGUGAUAAGGCAACACCAAAGAGCUCCUUAAAGAAAACAAGGGUGCGCGGAAGACGGCCUAUUGCAGGAAAGACGAAACGUGCGCUCUUGCCAACACAGCACGAAGAAGCAGAAUACGCGCAAGCAAUGUCACCCGAACCGACUACUACAAAUGGAGACAAUGGCAAAAUGUCUCCAAAAGACAUCAAGGACGAGAAACCGCUUUCAGCUUUAGUUGGAACACCAAAAUCAGUAUCCAAAUUGAAACAAAAGCGACGACCUACUUCACCGCGGCCGGCAACGCCGGUGGAAAAAGUUGUAAUCAAACCAGAAUAUCCAGGUUUUGCACCUGACACUGUAGUAUUGGCCAAAUGGGUUGACAAGCGCUACUACUCAGGGAAAGUUCUAGAAAUCACAGAACCAAACAAAUAUCUGAUUAAAUUCGAUGAUGGUCAGAGCAAAGUGCUUUUAGAUGACUUCAUAAUAUUUGGCGAUAUGAAAAAGCUGCCAUUACAAGGUCAAUCCGUGUACGCUUUGGUGGAUGAGGAGCAGAAUUACGAGCCAGGCUUAGUGCUUGACGUCGAAGAGAAUAGCAAUGGAACUGUCACCUACAAAUGCACAACUGACGGGGACACGAUAGUAAUAGUAACAGCUAGUGAGUUAUACCUCACGGAAGACCAAGCCAGGUCUCUAAAGGAGUCUGGUAGACCUCGCUCACCCUCUGCACCAGCAACACCUCGCCGACGACAUAACAGAGAACUCGAUCUGGAUAAUAUUAUACAGGGCCCGCGCAGCGCUCGCAGCCGGGACAAGGGAAAUUCGAGCGCUAGGAAACGCGUUGCAUCACCAAAGAGCCCUAAAGCUUCGACAUCAGGGGUAAAAACAAAAAGCACCCCAGUGGCCGGUCGUAAGCGGCUAGCAAGUGAGUCGAGUGAAAUGAGCGAAAGCAGUAACUCAGCUCCGCCGGUACGGUUGGAGGAAGUGACGGGCGUGGAGCCAGAGGUGCAGAAGACACCCCGAAAAAUUGAUGGAGUUAAAGCCGGUCCUCUCCAAUUGAAAGGUGCGGCGAAACAGAACAUUGGCAAGAAGAACUCCAAACUGACUAAAUUUGAGAACGACGAAGAUACCGUAUCGACUUUGGGACCUAUACCGCCUGCGGGAAGCACUCUGUUCGCUGGACUGCAUUUCCUGCUGACUUGCACUGAACAGCCAAGGCUGGUGGACAAGAGAGAACGGGAGUCGGAGAAGAGUCAUGACACGCGUCACUAUUCUUCAGAAGAAGACGGUGAAACCACAUCGUCAAUGGUAGGAACCGAUACUGAGGAAUUGGAAUUCUGCGAUCGUCCAUUCAAUAAGGAGCGGCUGAAGGAGCAGUUAGAAGCUGGAGGUGGCAUUGUUUACAGCGACUUCGACGACGUGCCAAAGAGCAAGUACGCGUCGUGCAUGCUGAUCGCGCCGCGGCCGUGCCUCACGAUCAAGUACAUCCUGUGCCUCGCGGCGGACGUGCGCGCCGUGUCGCACGCGUGGGUCGUGCGCAGCUGUGCGGCCGGCCGGCGCCUCGACCCCGACGCGUUCCUGCUGCCCGCCGGCUUCGCGCUGCACCGCCGCGCCUACGUCACCUGGGUUCCACCUUCCGGCAAGCGGAACACGACAUUCUUCGAAGACAAAGUGAUCCUCAUAUGCGGGGAACAAGACACGUUCGUCAAGUUUUGGGGCAGAGUCUGCACACUAGCCGGAGCUACCACUCGAGUGGUGAACGAAGAAGACCUCAACAUGUCGGGAGCCUAUGCUCUAAUUGCUGACUUUGACUGUCCCCACGAAGUCCAAAAUAAAGCGAACCAAGACAACAUACCAAUAGUUUCUCCGACGUGGGUGAAACAGUGCCUCAUCGAAGGCAAAGCCCUCCUGCCAACCAGCCACGACCGGUUCUCAUUUAUGUAUACGGAGAACGAAUGAUCCUGGGACUUCAAAAAAGUGCUCAUUAUACGUGAAUAUUGACACAUGGUGAGUGCUGUGACAGGGACACGAUUUAGUGAUAGUGCUAGUGUAAGUGUUGGUGCAAGCGACACUUUAACUUCUUGAGUAAGUGUAAGUGACAGUGUUGGUGCCAAAGUGACGCUAAUGGUGGUUAAAUGGAAGAAUUUGGAACUAUUACUGGUGGAAUCUUGGAUGAUCUCUUAAAUAAGGACUUGGAACACAUUCCGUUGUUAAAUAUAGGAGUGCGUGGAGGCUUCAGUCUUAUAGAUGGAUUUAAAUGUAAAUUUAUAAGUGUAUGUGCAUAGUGUAAGGAUGAUGGUAAGAUUUCUCAAAGAAUAUGUUAAUAUAGAUUUAUGAGAUAAAAAUGUAAUCCUUGAAACUACGAUCU
Messenger RNA from Colias croceus (clouded yellow), 4300 nucleotides. RefSeq lists its product as uncharacterized. The coding region runs from base 232 to 3891 and encodes 1219 amino acids. Gene Ontology annotation, molecular function: histone binding. NCBI's taxonomy places the organism in Eukaryota, Metazoa, Arthropoda, Insecta, Lepidoptera, Pieridae. Gene Ontology annotation, biological process: DNA damage checkpoint signaling; positive regulation of transcription by RNA polymerase II. The record is from RefSeq and is a predicted model, not a curated record. The transcript has 11 exons. Gene Ontology annotation, cellular component: nucleus.